AUGGAGGGCUCUGUUCAUCGAUUUCGGGUCCAACGCGGGAAUGCCCCUGCGCAACCAGAUACCAAAGAGCAGCGGAACCAGGGAUCCGCCGUUGGGGCCCCGCAUGGCCCCGCUCACGCUCGACGCUCAUCAACUCUACCCGCGUGCCGAAGGUGUCGCCAGCAGAAGAAGCGAUGCACGCGAACUGCAGAGGGGCCAUGUAAACCAUGUCUUGCGGCCUGGUUGCCCUGUUCCCUUAUGGAGCGAGACGUGAGUCCGCAUUCAAGAGAAAGGGAGUUACGUUCUCGAAUCGACUGGCUUAGCCAGUUGGUGAAUCAGACGUUGCCAGCGGGUGGGCCGCAGAUCGAGUCUAUUGAAACGGGCCGAGGGUUGUCACUGGGGUCUAGUGGAACUCAAUCCCCAUCAGUUGACCCGGUCGAGGAAAUGGAGACCGAUGAGACUGUCCGUGGCGAGAGUCAAUUUUCGACCAAAUUGGAAGACGACGACAAGGCUAUUUCCGUCUCAGGGGGAAGAAGGUGUCUGCAGGCUUACUUUCGACACGUCCACCGUGCGUAUCCAUUUUCAGAUAGCGAGGUUGUUCAGCAGGAUUUUGAGACCCUGUGCAAGCAACAGGCGGAAAAUGACUUUCUCCCGCGAUCGACCGUGCCAAGCCGGCUGCAUAUGCUUAUGGCUAUCGGGUAUACAACACUGCAACGUGCCGGUGAAGCUCAAAAUAUGGAAGAGCGACCGUUUGAACCGUGUCUGAAGACAGUUUUCUGCGAGUGCGUCUCCCAAGUGAAUGAGGAUUCGGCAGGCACACUACUCCUGCUUGGCUUGUACCUCCUAUUCAAGCCUAAUGAUCUGGAUCCCAGGUCCAUCGUCGGCGUACUCACCCGCCAUGCGUUGGCAACAGGUCUAGUCAGUGAGACAGUAAACAUACAGAAACUUUCCCCUCGUGCAUUAGAGCUGCGCCGUCGGCUAAGUUGGUCAAUUUACGUCUUCGAUCGCAUGAUCGGCAUAUCAUAUGGACUUCCAUCCGGGAUUCCGAAUGACACAAUGCAGGUGCCAUUGCCAAGCAUCAUGAUCCACGAGUACGGGUCUCCAGAAGGUCACCAAUAUACGAUCGCGCUGCAGGUCAGCAGACACGUCAUUGCUCUCCGCCAACUUGAGACUAUUAUUGUGAACUCAAUUUAUCAAAAAGGCACUCCAGUGCAUACACAGGAGCUACGACGGCAGAUUGAAGACUGGUAUACCCAAGGGUGCCUUCUGUCUAGCUCGGCGCUAUGGGAACAAGAUCAAGUGCCGUUUCAUACGACCAUCACCUGGUUGAAUGUUCGCUAUCAAAAUCUUCUGCUCCUACUAUAUACCCCCGCACGAGCGAAUUCUGCCGCUGAAGAUAGCUUGACCCAGCUGCAGGCAGCGGCUCAGCAGUAUAUCCAACUGAGUCUUAUUCUUCACGAGCAUCGGCACCUACCCAUGAAUUGGGUCACUUUGUGCCGCUUGCUUUCAUUGGCGGCCAUAUUCCUUUACUGCGUAGCGCAGUGGUCACCAACAUUCCCAGAGAUCCCGGAGAUCACUCUGCUUGCCUCAUUAUUGGAGCUCUUCGACCCGUCCUGGGUCCCCGCACACGAAGCUGCUCGGAUCAUGCGACGCAAGUCUUCUACAUCGUCAGUCAUCACGUCCCCAGGGCUGGAAGUGGAGCUUGGACUACAGGCAAUACAGGAUGAGCUAGCCGGUUUAUUAAGCAACACGUUGGGUGAAGCAAGCUUCUAUAUCUGGCCUUUGAGGGCAAAGGUCUCUGAUCGCCGACUCUCACAUCAGCUCGUUGCUAUGGAGGGUAUGAGCGGUAUGCCUGAUGGUCAAUUCGGUUCACGUAUCAGUAUGCACAACAGUGCUUUUACACCGGCAGAUAAUGCUUUGACGAAUAGCCCGUUGGAAACACAAUGGAUGAGUCUACUCGGUGGCCUUGGAUCAGAUAUGCUUUGA
Molecule: messenger RNA, 1965 nt
Organism: Penicillium pulvis
Lineage: Eukaryota; Fungi; Ascomycota; Eurotiomycetes; Eurotiales; Aspergillaceae
Product: Zn(II)2Cys6 transcription factor
Exons: 2
Coding region: 1-1965 (654 amino acids)
Biological process (GO): DNA-templated transcription; positive regulation of transcription by RNA polymerase II
Molecular function (GO): zinc ion binding; DNA-binding transcription factor activity, RNA polymerase II-specific; sequence-specific DNA binding
Source: RefSeq, a predicted model, not a curated record